GUUGACCACGUAACAAAAAACUUGCGAGCAUUAUCAAGCUUAGCUAAACAAGAUGAGCUGCUUGAUAUGAUAAUUAUCAAAAUUCUUAUACCUAAGUUAGAUAAUCGUACUGCUAUGAAGUGGGAAGAACACCGUAAUAGUUUGUCCGAUCUCCCCACUCUAAAGGACUUCAAUAAGUUCCUAACUGAUCGCGCUGAUGUGUUAGCAACUAUGUUCCAAAACAAGUCUGACACACCCAAGGCUACACAAUCACGCCAAAAUAAUAAUAAUAAUUCUCGUAGCACUAAGUCGUUUUCAUCUACAGUUCAGAACACCGGCUCUGUCACUAAGCAGUGCGUUGUCUGUAAAGGUGACCACUGGAUUUACGAUUGCCCUACAUUCCUAGCGAAGAGUGUUCAAGAACGACGAGACGAAGCAUUUAAGUUGCACUUAUGCUCCAAUUGUUUACGAACUGGGCAUCGUGCACGUGAUUGCAAGUUGGGUCCCUGUCGUGAGUGCAAGCGUAGACACAACUCACUCUUGCAUUUACCUAAUUCUAACAAUGCUAGCACAGGUAAUACUAGUACAGUCAGCAGCAAUAGCACUAACACAGAUCGCGGUUCAAGUGAAAUAUCAGUUAAUAAUUCGAUUAGUGAUAAUUUCGUAGAAAAUCAUAUUCUUUUGUCAACAGCCAUGGUAAACGUUAUCAAUCCUCAAACAAACAAGCAAUUUCGAGUGCGUGCUUUAUUAGACUGUGGAAGUCAGUCCUCAUUUAUUAGCCAGUCACUCAUGAACAAGUUAUCAUUACAGGUAUGUACUAUAAAUACUAUAAACGUUAUUGGUAUAGGCAACAACUUAGCGGAACAUGUAAAUAAAAGUUGCAUUGCCCGAUUAAAUUCAUUUAGCAACGACUACAGUGUUGUACAAUCAUUUUAUGUGUUGAACCAGUUAACAGGUGCUAUUCCUAAACAAUCUAUAGAUAUUAGUCAACUUAAUAUCCCACGAGACAUACAGUUAGCUGAUCCCAAUUUUAAUCAGCCUUCGGCAAUAGACAUCUUGAUAGGUGCGGACCUAUUUUGGGACCUAUUAGGAUGUGAUCAGCUAGCAUUAGGUCAUAACAUGCCCAAGCUACGUAGCUCAAAGCUAGGUUGGCUAGUCGCCGGCCCUAUUUUUCCAAGUUUAAGGAAUCGUUCGUUACCAAAGAGUAUUCCGUGUCAUGUUUCAAUCAGUGAUAGUGACGAAUGCAAUAAUUCCGAUAUUAAUUCUCAAUUAACAAAGUUUUGGGAACUGGAGCAAGUUCCAGAUAAGCAAUAUUUUAGUAAAAUUGAGCAGGCUUGUGAAGACCACUUUUAUCGUAAUACUUACCGUUUAGAAUCUGGCAGAUUUUGUGUUAGGCUGCCUCUAAUUGAUAGUCCAGAUUGUUUAGGAGAUUCUUACGCAAUGGCCAAGAAACGAUUAUUGUAUUUAGAAAAACGUUUCCGUAAGAAUCCAGAAUUAAAGUUACAAUAUUCAAAUUUCAUUCAAGAAUAUUUAGAGCUAGGCCAUUUAGAGGAAUGUCCGAUUAUAAAUCCCGUUCCAUCCUAUUAUCUUUGCCAUCAUGCAGUGUUUAAACAAAACAGUGAAACGACAAAGACACGUGUUGUCUUUGAUGGAUCGGCACGAACUUCCUCAGGUUUCUCUCUGAACGACCUACAGAUGGUCGGUCCCAAUGUUCAAGACUCAAUCUUUUCUAUUUUGAUUCGAGCUCGUCAGUACAAAUACAUUUUGACAGCCGAUAUUGAAAAAUUCUUUAGGAUGGUUGAACUAGAUGAAAAGGAUCGUAAUUUACAAUUAAUACUUUGGAGAAGUGAUGAGUCAAAUCCUAUCAAAACUUUACGUCUAAAAACCGUCACUUAUGGUCUCGCAAGUGCUACAUAUUUAAGCACCAAGUGUUUGUCAGUAUUGGCAGAGGAUUGCGAUGAUCAAUUUAUAGGUAAUAUUAUUAAACACGAUCAUUAUGUCGAUGAUUUGGUCACUGGAUCCAACUGUGAGUCCGAGCUGUUAUACAUUCAGCGCAAGGUGUCGGACACUCUAAAAUCUGCAGGGUUUAAACUACGUAAAUUCAGGUCGAAUUUACCAAGUAUUUUGUCAUCAUCGGUCAUUGAUCAAAAUGACAAGGUUAGUUUAAGCGGAUCCACUAAUACUUUAGGAUUAAAUUGGAAUCCUAAAACCGAUACUCUUCAAAUAUCAAUUGUAAUUCCCAACAAAGGUGAUGUAGUUACCAAGCGAUCUAUACUGUCUACAUCAUUCAAGAUUUUUGAUCCUCUCGGUAUUCUCAGUCCAUGCGUGAUUAUACCUAAAAUGUUACUUCAGUCCUUAUGGCUCAAUAAAAAGGGCUGGGAUGAACCGGUUAGCUCUGAUAUUUUGGAAUCCUGGAACAAGUUUAUUAACAAUUUAAGUUUUUUAUCAGAUCUACAGAUCCCGCGAUUAACGCUAUGCGAAGCUCCUAGUUAUAUAGAAAUACAUACCUUUAGUGAUGCUUCCCAAGUCGCUUACGGUGCAUGUGUGUACCUGCGGUCACACAACUUAGCUGGUGAUGUAAAGGUUAACUUACUGUGUGCUAAGUCUAAGGUGGCGCCGUUGAAGCCGACGACAAUACCGCGUCUGGAGCUUUGUGCUGCUCUGUUGGCUGCAAAAUUGUGCAAGACAGUUACCAGUUCUCUACGAUGUGAGGUUGAUCGUAUCAUUUAUUGGUGCGAUUCUAGCGUUGUCCUCAGCUGGUUGAAUGGUAAUUCUGCAAAGCUAAAAACAUUUGUAGCAAAUAGGGUUGCCGAGAUUAAUGAACUUACCGAUAGUUCGUCGUGGCGUUAUGUGCCGACUGAUCAGAAUCCAGCUGACCUGAUCUCAAGAGGCGUAAGUCCAGAUCAAAUUACCAAUCUUAAUUUGUGGUGGUCAGGUCCAAAAUUUCUAAUACAGCCUGAAUCUGAUUGGCCCUAUUUAAAUAAAUUAAUAAAUGAACCAGACUUACCUGAGAUGAAAUCCACUUCCGCUGUUGUCCAGGAACCUGUAACAGAAAUUCUAAAAAUAGAUAAAUUUUCAUCGUUUUUAAAAUUAAGACGCAUAUUUGCGUAUGUAAAUAGAUUUAUACAUAAUAUUAGACAUAAAAAUCCUAAAGAUAAAUUAUUUGGUAAAUUUAGUGUUACUGAAUUAGAAUCAUCCUUUACUAGCCUAUGUAAAAUUGCUCAGCAAACUUCAUUUGCUGUAGAGUACAAUAUUUUGUUAAAAAAUAAAAAUUUAAGUAGCAAAUCAUCUCUCUUGUCACUUUCACCCUUUUUGGAUGAUGACAAGGUGAUGAGAGUCGGUGGUAGAAUAGAAUUAUCAAAUUAUAAUUAUACUAAAAAACAUCCCAUACUUUUACACGCCUCUCAUCCACUCACCAAAUUAUAUUUCAAACAUGAACACUUACGGAACAUGCAUGCCGGGCCUCAACUGUUGCUGGCCUGUGUAAGAGAAACUGUGUGGCCUAUAAACGGUAGGCACUUGGCCCGCCGCACAGUACAUGCCUGUGUCAGAUGUAGACGUAUUCAAGGUAAAACAUUAACUCCCAUGAUGGGAAACUUACCUGCACAGCGCAUCACACCUGAUUUUCCAUUUCGUACUGUUGGCGUUGACUUCGCUGGUCCGUUCCUCACGCUAAAUAGAAAGGGUCGAGGUGCACGAUUAACUAAAACCUAUUUAUGUUUGUUUGUAUGUUUUCGCUAUAAAUGUGUGCACCUGGAAGCCGUCAGUGAUUUGUCCAAAGACGCUUUUAUUAUGACAUUACGCAGAUUUAUAUCGCGACGGGGCAAGCCAGCGGAGAUAUUUUGCGAUAACGGCCGCAACUUUGUUGCAGCUGCUAAGGAAAUAGGCAAUUUUCUUAAAACCAAUCAUGAGCCUGUAGUUGAUUUUGCUACCAAUGAAGGUGUGAAGUUUGUGUUCUCUCCCACGUAUGCUCCACAUUUCGGCGGCAUCUGGGAGGCUGGCGUUAAAUCCGCGAAAUACCACUUAAAACGCGUUAUGGGAAACAAUCAUUUAACAUUUGAGGAGAUAUGUACCCUUUUCACACAAGUGGAAGCUGUACUCAACAGUAGACCUUUAUGCCCACUCUCCCCUUCCCCUAACGAUUACCAUUUCCUAACUCCCGGUCACUUUCUGAUAGGGCGUGCCUUAAAUGCAUUGCCUGGUCCAUCGCUCGAGCACGAGAACCAGAACAACCUUCAACGCUACAUGAAGCUUGAACAAAUACAUCAACAUUUUUGGCAGCGCUGGCAAAGGGAAUAUGUAGCAGAGCUACAGCAGCGCUCAAAAUGGCGUACUAAAUCAGCAUCCCUAAAGGUCGGCGACUUAGUUCUUCUCCAUGAGGAUAAUGUCCCACCACUCAGUUGGCGAAUGGGACGAGUCAGCCGCCUGUUCCCGGGGACCGACGGAGUCACGCGAGUCGCAGAUGUGCAAACUACCAGAGGUUGCUUCAGGAGACCUCUCACUCGGAUCUGUCCCUUGCCUACAUCUUUACCGGAUGAAGACUGAUGUAGUUGAAAGGAGUCUUUCAACGGGGGGGAAGAUGUCUGCGCCAUACCUACGCCUAGUGAUUUUUAAUAGCAACAAGUUACACUUUGAUGUGAUACUAUCAAAUAAUUAUUUUUUUGUUUUACGUUCACCCGCAAACUUUUUAUAUUACUCACUUCUAUAUUGUACACGGUUGCGUCGCCAGAAAAUCUAUAAUUUCAUUUUGUAAAAUAUCAAGAAUUCAGAUUAUUAAACCUGUAUUGCGAAGAAA
Helicoverpa zea (corn earworm) is the source of this 4774-nucleotide messenger RNA. RefSeq lists its product as uncharacterized. Gene Ontology annotation, molecular function: zinc ion binding; nucleic acid binding. The record is from RefSeq and is a predicted model, not a curated record. Gene Ontology annotation, biological process: DNA integration. Lineage: Eukaryota; Metazoa; Arthropoda; Insecta; Lepidoptera; Noctuidae. Bases 67 to 4524 code for a protein of 1485 amino acids. The transcript has a single exon.